AUGAAGCUAGAAAAAAGUCCGUUCAGAGUGUGGUCAUAUGUGGUCAUCAUCUUGUUCCUCUGCGAUUCGGAAGCUCUAUUUAAAUUUACCAACAUCAAGUGUACUUGUUAUGAAAAGUCGUUCUGUGAGCUAAAGCGUUGUGAAUUAAAGGUAUUGGGUCGCGGCAUUGUGGGUCUUUUUUUGCAUGCCCAGGCCAAUCAGCUGCCCAUUAAGACCUCGUCGUGCGUUCUCACCUUGUUCCGAAGAUUUAAUGGGUACAGGCCAUUUCUCUACAAUGUCACCGUCGAUAUUUGCAGCUUUCUGAAAAACCGAAAGCGCUAUCCAUUUUUCAAUUUGGUAUACGAUGGUAUACGGAACUUCAGCAACAUAAAUCACACCUGUCCCUAUAAUCAUGACAUAAUAGUGAACCGAAUGGUACUGAAUGAUAAUAUGAUGGUCAAGGUUCCUGUACCGAAUGGCUUUUACAAACUCAAGUUUAACCUGAAAACAGAUGGCGUUUGGAGAGGAGAAGUUGAAGUCCAUGUGGAGGUUAAUUUGGGAUUCGAUCGCUAA
Messenger RNA from Drosophila subpulchrella, 552 nucleotides. RefSeq lists its product as uncharacterized. The transcript is spliced from 3 exons. The record is from RefSeq and is a predicted model, not a curated record. The coding region runs from base 1 to 552 and encodes 183 amino acids. Lineage: Eukaryota; Metazoa; Arthropoda; Insecta; Diptera; Drosophilidae.